Molecule: messenger RNA, 1371 nt
Organism: Spodoptera litura
Lineage: Eukaryota; Metazoa; Arthropoda; Insecta; Lepidoptera; Noctuidae
Source: RefSeq, a predicted model, not a curated record
UUUUGUGGUGUCGCAGUGCAGUUUAACGUUGUUCAUCAAUUUUUGUCUAUUUUACAUGGGAGUAUUACUUUUUGUUUUGAUACCGAAAAUUAAUCACAACAAAUAAAAAGUUUGUGAAAUUCUUAUUGAAAAGUUUUUUAAAGUUAAAUAAAAUGGAGCAGGACGUUGAAGCUGGUUAUAGGACACUAUGUAGUGCGUGUUUGAGUAGUGAUCGUGAUUUAUUCGAUUUAAAUACUGAGGCGCAAAAUACAUUCCGGCGACUAUUAUUAAUGUAUGAUUUUGCGGAAGACAGUUUCAGCGAACGUCUGCCGGAGAUGGAACACCUUGUCUGCUGGGAGUGUCUGGCCUUGCUAAAAAAGUUCGAAAAAUUUAAGUGGCAGGUCCACUACGCACAGCAGCAUCUCAGGGUGUUAGCCCUCAGCAGGACAGACGAGAGCACGACAGACCACACAUACAUGUCCCAGUCUCUAUCCUGCCUCGAGAUGACGACCAAAACGGAAUAUGACAAGAUCUUCUUUGACUUCUCUACCGGAGAAGAGGGGUACAUUAUACAGACACAGCCGCAGAAUGUUAAGAAUGAACAGUUUGAUGUUAGUCAGGUGCAGGAUACCAGUAUUUUGGAUAUUGAUGAAAAUAUCUUAGAAGUGCCCGAGAUAGUCCUGGAGAAUCCGGUGACUGGAGUCAUCUCACACAAAGUUGUUGGAGCUGACGCCUUGGUUCUUGACUCUGGACCCAGCGAUGAAGUUAUAUCUCAUCUUACUAUUGGGAACCUAACCAAAACGCAGAUUGAUUCUAUAAAUAUAAUUACACAGGCGGAUGCUAAGCCAAAGGUGGAGAAAACGGAACCCAAACUAGGAUACGUUACUGAAUACAUGACUGAAUCUGAUAUGUUGAAAUGCAGAGAAGAAGCUAAGAAAAAGGUUCAGUACGCAAGCUCUGUGUAUAAAUGCGAAUUGUGUAUCAUUGGAUUUUAUACACAACAACAAGUUGAAGAUCAUUUCGUAUCAGCGCAUAGAGCGAAACCGCGUCAAGUGGCAUGCAAAGUAUGCUACGUGUACGUGGACGAGAACAAGAUCGCGUCCCACACGGACGCGCACUACCUGAAGUACCGCUGCAAGCUGUGCAGCCACGAGGAGGCCAGCGCCAGGCUCGUGCAGCAACACGUCGACACGCACAUGGACAAACACACGCCCAACUUGUCCACCAUCAAAAUUGGGGAUCUAAAGAGUAAGGGUAGAAAGAAGAAGGACAAGGAGACAAAAGACCAGAAGGAUCCACCGAAGCCGGGCGACUUGCGUAAACUAUUGUCCAAGACGUCUAUAGAGGGGUACCAGUGUUUAGAGUGCGAUAUGUUCUUCAAGUAAGUUGUUU